Molecule: messenger RNA, 537 nt
Organism: Trypanosoma cruzi
Lineage: Eukaryota; Euglenozoa; Kinetoplastea; Trypanosomatida; Trypanosomatidae
Product: glutathione peroxidase-like protein, putative
Exons: 1
Coding region: 1-537 (178 amino acids)
Biological process (GO): response to oxidative stress
Molecular function (GO): glutathione peroxidase activity
Source: RefSeq, a predicted model, not a curated record
AUGACAUCUGAAGGGACAGAUAACGCUCAUUCUAGUAUCUAUGACUUCCAGAUACUAGACGCUGACCAUCAGCUUUAUGAUCUCUCGCAGCACAAGGGACAUCCACUGCUGAUCUACAAUGUGGCGAGUAGGUGUGGCUACACGAAGGGUGGCUACGAGACGGCCACGACGCUCUACAACAAGUACAAGGGCCAGGGCUUUACUGUUCUGGCGUUCCCGUGUAACCAAUUUGCCGGGCAGGAGCCGGGGACGGCGCUGGAGGUGAAGGAAUUUGCCUGCACGCAAUUUAAGGCGGACUUCCCCAUCAUGGCAAAGAUUGACGUGAAUGGCGACAAGGCACAUCCGCUGUAUAGCUAUUUGAAGCGCUGCCUUACUGGAUCAGCGGGUGUGCAAGCCAUCAAGUGGAACUUUACUUCGUUCCUUAUUGACAGGCAUGGUGUUCCCGUGGCGCGUUUUUCGCCUGGUGCAUCUGUGGAAGAGAUUGAGAUGCAACUACUUCCACUUUUUGAGGGCGAGGUUGUUUCCGGGUCCUCGUAG